GGCGCUGGGUGCCAGUUCGGGUUUUGGGAUAGGUGCAAACUUCGUGUGCCUGGUAUCUUAAAGGAGGAAAAACGGUUUAAAUCACUGGUUGGCCUUUCAAGGCCGAUUGCCAGAGCUCUUUCAGUGUUGUAAAGAGACGCCAUGGCCGACCGCGUGGGCUCGCAGCAGAUGAACCUGACGGCCGUGCGCCGCCACGACCCGUACGUGGCCGACAUUGUGGACAGCGCCACCCAGGUGGCCGUCUACGAGUACAACUCGCCGGCCAGCGAGUGGCAAAAAACAGACAUGCAGGGAGCGCUCUUCGUCUACAAAAGGUCGGGUCCGCCCUACCACAGCUUCAUGGUGCUCAACCGUUUGAACACGAAGAACCUGCUGCAGCCGCUCACCAAGGAGCUGGAGUUCCAGCUGCAGGCGCCCUUCCUCCUCUACAGAACGUCGCAAGGAGUCAUCUACGGGCUCUGGUUCUUCUAUGAGAACGAGUGUUGUCGGAUGGCGUCCCUGCUAGAGAGCCUGUGUCAGUCGCCGGCUGGCGGCGGCGCCGGCGGUGGCGCCUCCAAGAAUGCCCCGAUCGACCUCCUCACACUCUUCCGCAGCGCCUCUGGGCCGCAGCAGUCACAAUCUCAGCCUGCUCAGCAGCAACAGCAACAGCAACAGCAACCACAACAACAACAGCAACAGCAGCAAACGUCGGCGGUGGCCACGGGCACCGGCAGUCGACCAGAUACUCCACAGAGAGCCGACGAGAAGCAUGGACAAAUUACCAUAGCGGACCUCUUCGCCAAGGCGUCCAAAACGGGACAGGUGCUGAUUGGCAAACAGACGGUGCGCUCCAUCUCGGUGUCGGAGGUGGAGGACGCCAUGCCAGACUUGGGCGGUCGGCCCCGGCCCGCCCUCCAGCAGCCACCCACGAUCUCCGCCUGCCCGCCGCCAGACGCGGCGGCCGUGCCGCCGGUGCGCGAGACCGAAGCCAAGGACGUGAACCGCAUCCAGGAGCUGUUCAGAGGCAGCCUGCAGAUGGGCGCCGCCGAGGCGGCUCCGGCCCCGGCCCAGGCAGCGCCGACCGCGGCUCCGGGAUCUGCUUUAGUCCCUGACCCGACGCCGGCGUCCGGGACUAUCUCGCUGAUGUCGCCGAUGAUGUUCUCGGCGCUGGUGCCGCCGCCUGCCGUCGAGCUGGGAGGCUCUGGUGCGGCCGGUGACCGCGCGGUGCUGGGCGCCACAGCGCCCUCCCCGCUGCUGGGCGAGCGGGUCCGCAAUGGGGACGGCGAUCUGACGGAGGUCACGCCGCUCACCAAGCGCCAGCUGACGCAGGCUUUCAACUAUCUGCUAAAGAACGACGACGCGUUCAUCGCCAAGCUGCACGACGCGUAUGUGAAGUCGCUGACGGAGAGCUUCAGGAAGAGCUGAUCUGGCUGUGCCCUGUACCUGACUCGUGUGCGCUGCUGUGUUUGUGUCGCCCGCGGAGCCGCCGCCACGCCACGCGGCCCGGCGGCUCCGCGGCCCCGCCGGCGCCCCGCAAGCUGUAGCCGCCGGACUGCCCGCGGCGGGACCGUUUUAGCGGGCAGUGCGGACGGUUUUACGUGGGCCCCGGCCGCCGCGAGGGUUUUGAUAGCGUUUUAGCGGAGGACAGCGGUCGCCGCGGACACGACGGCGGAUGCCGCUCCGGAGUAGAGCUAUUUAGUUCCGGCUGUGGCUCGCGGUCUCGUGCGUGUAACUGUCGUGCUGUGUCGCGAAGCGCGGAAUAAAGAACCCGCGCCUGCUCCGAGCGUGUUACCGAUCAGAGCCAGCGAAGCGCGGAAUAAAGGACCCGCGCCUGCUCCCAGCGUGUUACCGAUCAGAGCCAGCGAAGCGCGGAAU
Molecule: messenger RNA, 1854 nt
Organism: Pollicipes pollicipes
Lineage: Eukaryota; Metazoa; Arthropoda; Thecostraca; Pollicipedomorpha; Pollicipedidae
Product: mRNA-decapping enzyme 1B
Exons: 11
Coding region: 142-1404 (420 amino acids)
Biological process (GO): positive regulation of catalytic activity; deadenylation-dependent decapping of nuclear-transcribed mRNA; deadenylation-independent decapping of nuclear-transcribed mRNA
Cellular component (GO): P-body
Molecular function (GO): mRNA binding; enzyme activator activity
Source: RefSeq, a predicted model, not a curated record